Verticillium nonalfalfae is the source of this 525-nucleotide messenger RNA. RefSeq lists its product as uncharacterized. The record is from RefSeq and is a predicted model, not a curated record. The coding region runs from base 1 to 525 and encodes 174 amino acids. The transcript has 2 exons. Lineage: Eukaryota; Fungi; Ascomycota; Sordariomycetes; Glomerellales; Plectosphaerellaceae.
AUGCGUUACACUUCGGUCACUUACCUCGCCUUCGCUUCCCUGGCUGCUGCCCAGGAGCUCACCAUCACCACCCCCUCGGUCCCCACUGCUGUCCCCUCGGCGGUUGAGUCUGCGCUGCCCUCGAUCCCCGAUGUGGGCUCUGUCGCCAGCUCCGUCGCUGGUGAUGUGACCUCCGGCGCUGGUGCCCUCCCCUCGGCCGCCUCUUCCAUCCUCGACGAGGCCAGCUCCGUCAUCCAGUCCAUCAGCGAGUCCGUCUCCUCGGCCAUCGCUGAUGUUACCUCCAGCGCCAGCAACGCCGAGGUCAGCUCCUCCAUCGCCGCCGCCCAGUCUUCGCUCGAGGAUGCCCUCUCGACCGCCACCGACGGCGCCGCCUCCACCUCCAUCCAGGAGCAGCUCUCGAGCCUGUCCACCGCGGCCGCCGGCGCCACCGGCACCGGUGAUGGCGACUCGCCCGCCCCCCGCGUCACCGGCGCCGUCGCCGUCGGUGCCCUCUUCGGUGGUGCCGCCCUCCUCGCCAACCUGUAA